Molecule: messenger RNA, 780 nt
Organism: Postia placenta MAD-698-R-SB12
Lineage: Eukaryota; Fungi; Basidiomycota; Agaricomycetes; Polyporales; Adustoporiaceae
Exons: 3
Coding region: 1-780 (259 amino acids)
Source: RefSeq, a predicted model, not a curated record
AUGUCUCGUCUCGUAGCCCUGCUUCUAUCCCUCUGGACAGCUAUGCUGAUCCAAGCAGCGCCGAUGAACUCGCUUGACGCUGCGACCUUUUAUCAGAACGGUCUGGAUGCACAGAUGCUGAACGGAGAGUUUGCGUCUUUGAACGCAACAUCCGCCUGCAAUACGACCACGAGUGCCUGCAUAGCGGGGUCGCUCGCGCAGUGUGAGCGCGGCAGCUGGAAGAUUGAGGCAUGCCCUGCGACCGAGCAGUGUUUCGCUCUGCCUGCGCUCAGAGGAAACGGCACUGUGCUCUCCUGUACAACAGAGGAUAUCGCACUAGCCCUGAUCAACGCCACGGGCGUUGAAGGCGGGCUCGCAUCCGCGCCCAACGUCACAAGCGGUACCAACGCUACAGCGGGAGCCUCCUCAUCGGCAUCCGCCACCGCCACCGAGUCUUUGGCGGCCUCAGGCAGUUUCGUGGUCGUCACGCACACACUCACCGUGACCUCCACCGUACAACCCUCUGCGAGCUCGUCGUUCGCCACUACCGCCACGCCCGCUUCUACGUUUGCCGAGACGACGCUGCUGAAUCCCUCGCAGGCGUCGAGUCUCCUGUCCAGCCUCUCCGCGGACGGCGCGUUCUCGAUUGUGACUACUCUCUUUGGCCAACCGACGCCCACUGUUGUGGCGAAUGCGAGCGAUAGCGUGUUUCCCACCACCGCGCUCGCGGACACUUUCCUCAAUGCCAUGAGCUCCGGGACUUUGACGAGCAUUGCCCCUACUGCGACAACGAGGUGCUGA